CAAGCAGAGAGAAGAGCUUUCAGCCAGGCUGCUCGCUGCCUGGUGCAAGUGGUGGGAGAGCUCCUUAACCCGCAGCUUCUAUGAUCAUCCACUUGGCAAAGACCUGCAGGCCAUGAGGACGGGUCAACGACUGAACAAAGGGAUGAGGACGCGACUGGGAUGCCUGUCUCACAAGUCAGAUUCAUGCAGUGAUUUCACAGCGAUUCUUCCCGACAAGCCCAACCGUGCUCUCAAGAGAUUAUCCACAGAAGAAGCUACGAGGUGGGCUGAUUCCUUUGAUGUGCUUCUCUCUCAUAAGUAUGGAGUGGCUGCCUUCCGUGCUUUCUUGAAGACGGAGUUCAGCGAGGAGAAUCUGGAGUUCUGGUUAGCCUGUGAAGAAUUCAAGAAGACCAGAUCAACUGCAAAGCUGGUCUCCAAGGCCCAUAGGAUCUUUGAGGAGUUUGUGGACGUGCAGGCUCCGAGAGAGGUAAACAUUGACUUCCAGACCCGAGAAGCCACGAGGAAGAAUAUGCAGGAGCCAUCCCUGACUUGUUUUGACCAAGCCCAGGGAAAAGUACACAGCCUGAUGGAGAAAGACUCUUAUCCCAGGUUCCUGAGGUCCAAAAUGUACUUAGAUUUGCUGUCCCAAAGCCAGAGGAGGCUCAGUUAGACCUCAGAUGGAGACUCUUGGAAAUCACUGGCUUUUUCCUCCCCUUGCUGCCAAGACCAUAUUCUAAUGUAAAGUGUCAUAGGUGUUCAAAGGCGGUGACAUUCGGGAAGGGAGACUAGGGCUGAGGAGGGGAUGAGGAGCCAUUCCAAAGUAUGACCCAGCUGCCAGAGCUUGGACUCUCAUCCAUUUACCCACAUUUGUGUUUUGGUUAGUGGUAGCACUGCCUGCAGUUACCCCUCUCUGGGUGGGUUAGCAGCCUGCCCUUCCUAAUGCCUUGGGUCAUCUCCACUGAGAAGGCAGAUUUGCUGCGCUGGGCUAAUCUGUAAAUAAUGCAAAUGCAAC
Molecule: messenger RNA, 991 nt
Organism: Dipodomys spectabilis (banner-tailed kangaroo rat)
Lineage: Eukaryota; Metazoa; Chordata; Mammalia; Rodentia; Heteromyidae
Gene: Rgs8
Product: regulator of G protein signaling 8
Exons: 6
Coding region: 113-649 (178 amino acids)
Source: RefSeq, a predicted model, not a curated record